Messenger RNA from Penicillium manginii, 207 nucleotides. RefSeq lists its product as uncharacterized. NCBI's taxonomy places the organism in Eukaryota, Fungi, Ascomycota, Eurotiomycetes, Eurotiales, Aspergillaceae. The record is from RefSeq and is a predicted model, not a curated record. The transcript has 2 exons. Bases 1 to 207 code for a protein of 68 amino acids.
AUGGAGCCUCCCAAGGGAUUUCAUCUUUUUGGAGGAUGCAUGCUCGAGAUCCCAUCGACCGAAGAGCUCGCGGAAGCCUCUCGGUGGACCGCAACACAGUGGAACUUUGGCCCCGACUUUGAACAGAUGGCAAAACGAGAUACUGAGACCUGGAAACAACUCGGUGUCGAGCGCCCGCAUCAUCUUCUCCGGCCCAGUGGUCCGUAG